Scleropages formosus (Asian bonytongue) is the source of this 1630-nucleotide messenger RNA. Its product is annotated as P2Y purinoceptor 2-like. The record is from RefSeq and is a predicted model, not a curated record. Gene Ontology annotation, biological process: G protein-coupled receptor signaling pathway. Gene Ontology annotation, cellular component: plasma membrane. The transcript has 3 exons. Bases 170 to 1213 code for a protein of 347 amino acids. Gene Ontology annotation, molecular function: G protein-coupled receptor activity. NCBI's taxonomy places the organism in Eukaryota, Metazoa, Chordata, Actinopteri, Osteoglossiformes, Osteoglossidae.
GACGUUUGCGGCAAAGGUCAGCCUGAGCCGUCGGCUACAGCGCGAGGCGAUUCACCGGUAGUCCCGUCUUUUCCAGAUCAAGUUUGUGACACUUUCCGGAUGCUUCUCCCAAGAUGACACUGCUGGAACUCAGGUGAAAAGGACGUUGUAAUCCUGAACUCUUUUCAAGAUGAACGGCUCCAAUCCUCCGUCCCUGCAGCUCGUGAACAAUGCAACAAGCAGCCCCAGCAACGUGGAAUCCUGUCCGAUCGAACCUCAACACCUCUCCAUCACUGUGUUCCUCUGCUUUGUCUUCCUGGGUGGCUUUCUACUCAAUGGCUUUAGCCUGUGGGUCUUCUGCUGCCGCAUUUCCAAGUGGAGCUCUGGCAACAUAUUGCAGUUUCACCUAGCCAUGAGUGAUGCCAUUAUUGCCCCAGCUGCGCCUUUGAUUGGGGUCUACUUUGCCAUGGGCCAGUGGACAUUGGGUCCCUUUCUCUGCCAGCUGAAGAUUGCCUUGAUUACAAUCCACUUUUAUGGCAGCAUUUUGUUCCUCAUGCUCAUUAGCAUCCAUCGCUAUGUGGCUGUGGUACAUUACAAGAAGUCCACGCCCAUGCAACAGACGAAAUUUGUUCAUAAGCUUUGCGGCGGAGUUUGGCUUCUGUUGCUGACAAGUGGGUCAGCUACCUUCGUCCUCUUCCACGACAGUCAAGUGGGCAACCACACCUUGUGUCUUAGCGUUCACCAAAGUGAAUACAUAACAACCUACUUCACAAUUAACUUUUUCCUGGUUGCACUUGGGUUCCUUGUACCUUUCUUAGUGUUAGUGGUAUGCUACACCAGCUUGGUCAAUUCUGUUUCUCGCAUUAAAACUAACACCGCCAAAGGCCAAGCCAUGAAGUCCAAGUCAUGCAAGAUGGUGGCAAUGUGUUUGGUAAUAUUUGCAGUCUGCUUCAUGCCACUCAGUGUGGUUCGGUCUGUGUGCCUUGUGGUCAAAAUGUUUUUCCCCAGUUAUUGCACAGUUCUUUUGCAUUUAGAGACCGCAUACUAUGUCUCCUGGAUCCUUGCAGGAGCAAAUUGCUGCCUGGAUCCUCUACUUUACUGCUUUGGAUCAAAGAAUUUCAACAAGACUAUGCGAAGAUCCCUUAAAAUUAUUCCCAAAAAAGAUGUCUCCAAUGAACAAGGGCAAGACAGUCAGGACUUGACAAGGGUUACCCAUUCAACCGCCUCAGUUUGAAAUAGCAAAAGUUUGAGCCUCCAGAUCCUUAUUUUGAAUUGUUCAAACGUGUUCAAAACCUGUACUACCUAUACAUAUAGAGGAUUGUGUCAAUGCACGUAAUGUACAAACGCUUGAAAAACUAGACAACCACAAUGUGCUCUUAUAAUGCAUGUUUUGUUUUCUGUUCUGCAAAUGAUGUGCAGAUGAUGUGCCUCUUUUCCUGUUAUAUAAAACAUCUUCUUGUUUAGCAGAUUGAUUUUGUGUUUGCCCUACUUCCUACAUACACCCCUUUGUGACGAAGGUAAUGUUUUUACACACAGCUACUAGCUGCAGUAUAUUGCCCCCUAUUAUGUCACAUGGUAGUAUUUCUGUCAAGUACUUAAAGAUUUUAGGGUCAGUAGUAUUCUGAAAUGCUCAGGGGUUUUAGAGUCAAUA